GCGGCCGCGCUGCAUGGGGCCGGAGACCGGCCGGCAUGGAGGGGGUCCUGUACAAGUGGACCAACUACCUGAGCGGCUGGCAGCCUCGGUGGUUCCUUCUCUGUGGUGGCAUCCUGUCCUAUUAUGACUCUCAGGAAGAUGCCUGGAAGGGAUGUAAGGGAAGCAUCCAAAUGGCUGUUUGUGAAAUUCAAGUUCAUCCUGCAGAUAACACACGAAUGGACCUGAUUAUCCCAGGGGAGCAGUACUUCUAUCUGAAGGCAAGAAAUGCAGUUGAAAGGCAAAAGUGGCUGGUUGCCCUAGGAACUGCCAAAGCCUGUCUGACUGACAGCAGGACACAGAAGGAAAAAGAGUUCACUGAAAACACAGAAGCCUUGAAGACUAAAAUGUCUGAACUCAGACUGUACUGUAACCUCCUUGUUCAGCAAGUGCAUAAAACAAAGGAAGCCAGCAUUUCUGGUGUGUCAGAACCAGAGAGUGAGAUUGAUAUGGGAGCUCUGUUGAAAUCAACUUGUGACACUUUCCUGAAGACUCUUGAAGAAUGUAUGCAGAUUGCAAAUACUGCCUUCACUUCUGAGUUACUGCAUCAGACCCCACCUGGAUCCCCAAAUUUAGCAGUUCUCAGAACAAGCAAGGUAAAGCACUCUGUCAUGUCCAGUCACACCUCAACAGAAAGGCAGGUGGAAUUGAGCCCCUGUGAAAACGGCUGUGUAAAAGCAGAAAUUAACCAUCAAGAGCAAGCAGUUAUUAAAAGUAUGGAAUGUUUAAACUUGGAAACCAACGAGGGGACUGGUGAUGUUUAUGUUGAAGAUCAUGUAGCAGAGGAUUUGGCAGGCAUUAAAGACGAUGGAGAGGACAAGUUGCAAGCUGUAGAAAGCUGUGGUGCCCACAAGUUGCUGCAGUCAGAAACAAAUUCUUUAGGUGGAUUGAUUUUGUGUGAGGAAGAAGGAAAUGAAAAGGAUUCUCCUACCUUCUUCAGUGUCAUGAGCAAUAGGUUCAGUGAUAUUGAGCUUCGGGAGGAGGAAGGCAUACCAACAGAGGAGUUCCUGGAGUCGUGUUAUGCAAUUGUGCCUGUUCUGGAUAAGCUGGGACCAACUGUUUUUGCUCCAGUUAAAAUGGAUUUUGUAGGCAACAUCAAGAAAAUAAACCAGAAAUUUAUAACCAACAAAGAAGAGUUUGAUACCCUUCAGAAGAUUGUGCUCCAUGAAGUGAACGCAGGUGUAGCACAAGUUAGAAACUCUGCUACAGAGGCUCUCCUGUGGCUGAAAAGAGGUUUAAAGUUCUUGAAAGGGUUUUUGACAGAAGUGAAGAAUGGGGAAAAGAACAUCCAAACAGCUCUGAACAAUGCUUAUGGAAAGACAUUAAGGCAGCACCAUGGUUGGGUUGUCCGCGGGGUCUUUGCAUUAGCUUUAAGGGCAGCUCCAACGUAUGAAGAUUUUGUGGCAGCUCUGUCUGUAGAUGAGUGUGAUCCUCAGGAAGAAACAUUUUACAAAGGAAUGCAGAGGGACCUCAACAUUUACUUACCAGCCAUGGAAAAGCAGCUAAAUAUCUUGGACACUCUUUAUGAAGUACAUGGUUUGGAGUCAGAUGAGGUGGUAUGACUACAGCAAGAUCACAUCUUAAAAAUUCAGGGACUGUGUCUGUUAACAAAGAUUUCUUCCAUUUUGGUUUUUGGACAUUGUUUCUGUUCAUUGUGUCUUUUCAGGUGGGAAGGGUGUUGAGUGUUUUGGGGGAAGGGUAUGUGUGAUUUUUAUCUUUUCAUUACGCUUGUGUUGCAUUUAAAUGCAGAGGUACUGUCUUUCUUUGGAUCAUAACUAUGUCCAUGAUGAAUGUUUUUGACUGUUUCUCUUCUGCCUGUGCACCUCGUCUUCACCUCAUAAAAGUAACAGAGCAGAAUCUGGCCUUUGCUGCCGUACCUGAGGAGAGACCUGCUCAUGCAGCACAACUGUUGGGUCACCAACAUGGCACCCAGGCAGGUGCUGCUGCCUCUGACUCUCCCAUUCCCUGUGCCCACUCCCUGCCAUAAUGUAGGAGGAUAGUGAGAGCUAUUGUUAUCCCAGCAGCAGAAGAGAAGGACAGCUAAACACCACCUUGUAAUGUGGUGAAUUUGUCCCUCAAUUUGGGUUGAAGCUCUUUAAUGCAAAUAAUAUAUUUGCAUGACAUAAAUAUUUAUUAAAUUAAAUAAACAUUUUAAUCCAAAUAUUACAGAGAUCUUCACCACAGGUGUAUGUGGCUAGUGGUCUGAGUGGCCCCAAGGUCUAGACUUUGAAACAGGAUGUUGUGUUUCCUGACCAGCUCCCAGUACAUGCUAUGGCUUCCCUGCCAGCUCCUACUAGUGGGCCACAAAUUUGCAGGCACAGACUCAGCCCAGCAAAUUUCAACAGUACUUUGCACAAGCAUUUGAAGAUCACAUCCAUCAUCCUGGCUUAUUAAGGUUUAGGAGGGUUUUUCUGUUUUAGGUUUUUGGGUUUUCUUCAAUCAAAUUCAUGCAAAACUGUAAUGGUUGCUUUUAAGUUGAGUGCAGCUAGCAGUUUGAAAAGCAGAUAUCAUUAACUUCAUAGACUGUCAUAUGGGCAGAAACUUCAUGAAAGUGGACAUGAAAUGAGUAAAGUAUAGGGGAAGCUGAAAUUUAUGAUGGAGCUAUUAAACAUGGGACCAAUUACAAGUCUAGAAUUUUGAAAUUAUUUAGAAGUGACUAGAAAUUAAGAAAUAUUUCCCGUUUCCCAUUUUGCUGACACAGAUAAAAACAUGUUCCUUAGCAUUGCUGCUAUUAAAAA
Molecule: messenger RNA, 2774 nt
Organism: Cyanistes caeruleus (blue tit)
Lineage: Eukaryota; Metazoa; Chordata; Aves; Passeriformes; Paridae
Gene: PLEKHA8
Product: pleckstrin homology domain containing A8
Biological process (GO): intermembrane lipid transfer; ceramide transport
Cellular component (GO): cytosol; membrane; cytoplasm
Molecular function (GO): ceramide 1-phosphate binding; ceramide 1-phosphate transfer activity
Source: RefSeq, a predicted model, not a curated record